Molecule: messenger RNA, 4588 nt
Organism: Gallus gallus (chicken)
Lineage: Eukaryota; Metazoa; Chordata; Aves; Galliformes; Phasianidae
Gene: IRF2BP2
Product: interferon regulatory factor 2 binding protein 2
Exons: 2
Coding region: 123-1847 (574 amino acids)
Biological process (GO): regulation of transcription by RNA polymerase II
Cellular component (GO): nucleus
Molecular function (GO): transcription corepressor activity
Source: RefSeq, a predicted model, not a curated record
GGGCCGCGCCGACGGUCCCGCGGCGCCCGAGCCGCCCCGUCGGCUCUCCGGUGGCGAGGGGCGGAGGAGGCGGCGGCCGGAGCCGGAGCGGGGGGCGCUCGCCGCUGCCCCGGGGCCGGGACAUGUCGUCGGCGGCGGUGGCGGCUGCUUCCCGCAGGCAGUCGUGCUACCUGUGCGACCUGCCCCGCAUGCCCUGGGCCAUGAUCUGGGACUUCACCGAGCCCGUCUGCCGUGGCUGCGUCAACUACGAGGGCGCCGACCGCGUGGAGUUCGUCAUCGACACGGCGCGGCAGCUGAAGCGGGCGCACGGCUGCUUCGCCGAGGGCCGGGCCCCGCCGCCGCCGCACGCCAAGCAGCCGCCGCUCUCUGCCAAGGAGCUCCUGGCGCAGCAGCAGCAGCUCGGCCACCCCUCGGCGGCGGCGGAGGCGGCGGCGCGGCCCCCGCCGCAGCCCCUGGAGCGCUACCCGCUGGCCGCCGAGCGGCCGCCGCCCCGCCUGGGCGCCGAGUACGGCGGCGGGCGGCAGGUGAACGGCAUCCUGGUGCCCAACGGCUUCCCCAAGCCCGAGGAGCCGCCCGAGCUCAACCGGCAGAGCCCCAACCCGCGCCGGACGCACGCCGUGCCGCCCACUCUGGUGCCGCUGGUGAACGGCGCCGGGCUCCCCGCCGCCAUCGGCGGCCUGGGCGGCCGCGCCGCCGCCGCCUCGCUGGCCGCCAUCUCGGCCGCGCCCGCCCCGCUGGCCGUGCCCGUGCCCCAGCAGCCGGCGGCGGCGGCGCAGGCGGCGGCCGGGCAGCCCGGCGAGCUGGGCCACAAGCGGCCCGGCUCCGUCUCGUCCUCGUCGUCGGGCGGCGGCGGCGGCGGCGCGGCGGGGGAGCACGACGGCGGCGGCAAGGAGAAGCGCGGUUCGGCCGAGAGCAUGCCGGCCGCGGCGGAGAUGGGCGCCGAGGGCAAGAGCCGCGCGGGCGGCGAGGAGUGGCUGGCCAAGCCCAAGACGGUGCGGGACACGCUGCUGGCCCUGCACCAGCACGGCGGGCACGCCGUGCCGCCCUUCGACAGCAAGUUCAAGAAGGAGCCGGGCAUGGCGGGCGGCAGGCUGCUGGGCUACGAGAGCAACGGCGCCGCGGCCAAGCCGGGGGCCCGCGCAGCCCGGAAGAGGAAGCCGUCCCCCGAGCCGGAGGGCGAGGCGGGACCCCCGAAGAUCAACGGGGAGGCGCAGCCCUGGCUGCCGGCCGCGUCCGAAGGGAUGAAGAUGCCGCUGACGGCCACCUCCUUCAUGUCGCCCCCGCCGCCCACCGCCUCGCCCCACUCCAACCGGACCACGCCGCCCGAGGCGGCCCAGAACGGCCAGUCCCCCAUGGCCGCGCUCAUUUUGGUGGCGGACAAUGCCGGGGGCAACCACGCCUCCAAGGAAGCCAACCAGGUCCACUCCACCACCAGGAGGAACAGCAGCAGCCCCCCCUCGCCCUCCGCCAUGAACCAAAGAAGGCUGGGCCCCGGCAGGGAGGUGCCGGGCCAGGGGGGCAGCGCGGCGGGCGGGCUGGAGCCCGUGCACCCCGCCAGCCUGCCGGACUCGUCCCUCGCCGCCAGCGUCCCCUUGUGCUGUACCCUGUGCCACGAGCGCCUGGAAGACACCCACUUCGUGCAGUGCCCUUCGGUCCCGUCCCACAAGUUCUGCUUCCCCUGCUCCCGGCAGAGCAUCAAGCAGCAGGGGGCCAGCGGGGAGGUGUACUGCCCCAGCGGGGAGAAGUGCCCCCUGGUCGGCUCCAACGUGCCCUGGGCCUUCAUGCAGGGGGAGAUCGCCACCAUCCUGGCCGGGGAUGUGAAAGUGAAAAAGGAGAGAGACUCGUGACUGUGCUGGCCCAGCGCCGCCCGUCGCCCCGACUGCUCCGGUUCUGUAUAUAUCUAUAAAUAUAUAUAUAUAAAUAUAUAUAUAUCUCCAAGACAAGGGAAAUGUAGACUUCAUAAACAUGGCUGUAUAAUUUUGAUUUUUUUGAAUACAUUGUGUUUCUAUAUUUUUUGAAGACAAAAGGUAUGUACUUAUUAUAAAGGCAUUUCUUCUAAUUCUCUCUUUUUUUUUCCCUCCCGUCCUCCCCCCUCCCACUUUUUUUUCCCCCUUUUGUUAUAGCAACUGUUUGUUGUGCUUCCCUGGUGACAAUUACUGUUCGAUGUAGGCUGUGACUUGCGCUGCUUUUUUUAGAGCACUUGGCAAACCAGAAAUGCUUCUAGCUGUAUUUGUAUGCACUUGUUUCCUUUUCCUUUUUUUUUUUUUUCUUCUUCUUCUUCUUUUUUUUUUUUUUUUUAAAUGCCAAAUACACUUUCUGACAUUGUAAAGAUCGCCUUACUGUCUGUGAUUCCUUAUUGCUGGCCCCCUGUUUCUGUAGGGCUGGGGGCAGGCGGGCGCAGGGAGCACGAGGGGCUCCUCCCGGGAGCGGCCGUCCGCCUCGUGUGGCCGUGCCGGCCCCAGUCCAAAAUUCCUCCGUGUUUCUCAAGGGAAGUUGCCUUUGGAGUAGGAUGUGGAGAGGUGUUGGAGAGGCGCUGUUGAGUUAGGGAUUUCUGGGUUGGUUUGUUUCUGUUGGUUUUUUUUUUUCCUUUUCUUUUUUUUUUUAAGGCAAAGUUGACCGCAGUUCACGUGAUCAGUUGUAAGAUUACAAAACUGCGUCUGUUCACCAAUUGCAUACUCUAACGUGGAAUUGUGAUAGGCGACCUAAUGACAUGAUUGGUGACUGCACCCGUGUAGCACUGCCGUCUCUGAAAGCCUUCAGCAUUGGGGUUUUUUUUUUGUCUCUGGACAAUGCUGGGGAGGUGGGAGAAAGGCUGUUUGGUUUGGUUUUUUUUUUCCUUUCUAAUUUUACUUUAAUUUUCAGGUAGUGCAGGUGGACUUUUGAAUUUGCUUAUCAGUCACCUCUGGUGCUGUUGCUAUUGUUACUAUCGCUGACACGGUGUUUCCAAGUAGUGACAGGUACAGUGUGGUACAAUGACAGCAGCAACUGAGGCUCUGCCAGAUUGCCUGCAGGCAUAUCAGCGACAGCCCAAAUGUGGGUGGAGGAAACCUGCAAUUUCCUUAUUACGUGUGCUUGAAACAAACCUACUGCUAUUCUUUGAAAAUGAAAAUAUAAACUGGUUGAAAUGAAAGCAAUUAGGGCUUCACAUAAUUGCCAUGGCCCUGACUUUUAAGCUACUUUGGAGAACUCUUUUGUAAAGCCACUUCUUUUGAUCACGCUUCUGCAUCACCAAGCAGACUUCUAAAAUCAAUAAAUCAUUGGUUACUAGAAAUAGUUGAGUCUUAUAGUGAUGUUUUUGUGCUGUUUAUAGUAUGUUGGCAACGCUGCAGCUGGAUGAGCCCUUCUGUUGAGGUGUUUAUAACUGGGUUAUAAGCGGUUGUUUCUGAGCAAAGGGGUGGUGAGGUUGUCCCAGCCCUGGGAUGGGCUGAUGAGCACUUGGUGCCCGAGGAGGAGAAAUCUGUUCAGCUGACGUAAAUUUGAAACAUUUUGGGUGCUUUUGAGUCAACUGUUCUUAUUGUGAUAAUGUUCAGACUGCAGUUUAAUGCAGAGUAGCUCUUUUUCUGGAAGACUUUUCAUUUUUUUUUUCCUCUAAAGAAAUGGUCAUUAUUAGUAUUUGAAGAUCAGAACUGCACACGCACAGUAAUUUUUUUAUGAAGUGUUUAAUGAGCACACCCACUACAUUGUGUUCCAUAUUACAGGUCAAUGUAAUAUUAGAUAAGACUUGCAUGAUAAACAGAUUCAUUGAGUCGAUAUUACGCUUUAAAUCUUAUACCUAUAGUCAAGAUUGGUGUCCUAUUGUAAACACAUUUAGCCAAUUUGAAGAAAACGCACAUUAUAUAUAUAUACCUAUAUAUAUUCCUAUAUAUAUAAAAACUGUAAAGGAUUCUUUGGAACCACUAUGAUCUGUGUAAAUGUGUAUUUAGGCACUUUAUUAAAAAAAAAAUGGAUUUUGAGCUGAUAGAUGGUAACAAGUUCUUCAGAGUUGCUUGGCAUGACACCUCUGUGGUAUAGAGCUCAUGUUUUUGAUUAAGGUGGUAUCUCUACUUUAAAACCAAAACGGAAACACCAACACAACCCUUCAGAGGUCCCCUUCUAAGUUACGUUGCGGCCUAGUGUGAGGGCUGGGCCUGCUCUGACAAACAGGGCCUCCUUAAGGCCCGUUGACACCGGCAUGGCCGGUCCUGAAGUCAGCACCCUCCUCCCCCCUGGCUCCCGCACCCCCUGAGGUGGAGGGGACAGCGGGAGGGCCCGGUACCAGUGCUGGCUUGGUGGGCCUGCAGGCCCCUCUCUAAGCCUGGUCACCAUAAAGCUGCAAGAUUGCAAAAGGAAACAAGCUAAAAUCCGAGGGGUUUUCUUGUUGUAUCUCACUUUUCUCAAAUCCAGUGUUGCUUUUUUCCUUUCUGCUGCUUUACUGAGUUACAACACCAGUGGAUUCUCCAUUUACACCACUUCACCAUUUCCUGGGCUGCAGGCUUUUUUUCUUUUUUUUUUUAAGUGCUUUGGCUGCAACAGUACUACUUACCUUACUCUUUAAACUUUUCAAAAGGUGAUACUGUAAUUUGUGUAGUAUUAAAAAUGUUUUACUUAA